AUGGAAACAUUUCGGAAAUGGGUUAAAGAUUAGCAGAAGAAAUAAAAUUAUUCAUAAAAAGUCUUUAAUGUAAAGAAAUAUCUAAUUAAAAAUUUAUAAUAAAAAAAAUAUUUAUUAUUAUUUAAAAAAAUAAAAAGAAUAAGCUUUUUAGGAUAUUCAUUAGGAGGUUUAAUAAUAAGAGCAUGUAUUCCAUAUUUGUAAAAAUAUUAUAAUAAAUUUUAUACUUUUAUGACAUUUUCUACACCUCAUGUUGGAAAUAUGUAUUAAACUAAUAAAAUAGUAGACGCAGGGUUAUGGAUAAUGAAAAAAUUUAGUAAAUAGACUUGUCUUAAUUAAUUAACAUUAUCUGAUGCAAAAGAUAUUAAGAAUACAUAUAUAUAUUCUCUUUCUACUUAACCUGUUUUUUAUUUUUUUAUCAUAAAUUAUUUACAUAUUUUUUUUAUAUAUUUAUUUUAGGGAUUAAACUACUUUGAAAAUGUAGUUGUUUUUAGUAGUUUAUAAGAUUCUUAUGUUUCUUAUUCUUCAGCUAGGAUAUAAAAAUGUUCAUAAUCCUAAAAUUAAGAUGCGUAUUUUUUAUUUAAAAAAAAUAAAUUAUAAUUUAAUUUAGGAAUUGUUAAAUAUAUAAUGAAAUGGUAACUAAUAUUUUAUAAAAUUUAAAAAAUAAAAAACUUCAUCGUAUUGAUGUAAAUUUCUAAAUUAAAAAUAAGUAAUAAUUGA
Ichthyophthirius multifiliis is the source of this 717-nucleotide messenger RNA. RefSeq names its product serine esterase, putative. The record is from RefSeq and is a predicted model, not a curated record. NCBI's taxonomy places the organism in Eukaryota, Ciliophora, Oligohymenophorea, Hymenostomatida. The transcript has 2 exons.